Messenger RNA from Mytilus trossulus (common blue mussel), 1779 nucleotides. RefSeq lists its product as uncharacterized. Bases 265 to 1779 code for a protein of 504 amino acids. NCBI's taxonomy places the organism in Eukaryota, Metazoa, Mollusca, Bivalvia, Mytilida, Mytilidae. The record is from RefSeq and is a predicted model, not a curated record. The transcript is spliced from 3 exons.
UUAAGCAAGUGUAUAUAUUCUUGGAGUGUUCUUGGAGUGUGUAUAUAGUUAGACUUUUAACCAUAUUACCCUCAAAAGAGGGGUGUUCCUAACAGAGGAAGCUUAUACGAAGAAAAGAAAAAAAAGAAGACAAUUUUCACUUUUUACCCCAAACAACUACAAAUCAGUUCCAAUUAUUAUGAUUUCAUAGCAGAAAUAAUUUCACAGAUCUGAAUGGUGAAAUAAUAUCAAUAAACAUAGGGAUUUAUAAAUCCAAAAGAAGAAAUGACACUUUACUGUGUAAAUGAUUCAUUCAGCUCCAAAAUUCAGGAUGCCAUCUUGUCGGUUUGUUCAGAAAACUACUCAUCACAGGGUAUAGAGGUUGAUGGUAUUGUGUGUGUCACAUUCAGAAACCCUGCCACCAAUUGUGUUGUCCGGAUACACAAAAGUCUUGGAAAAGAGCCAAAUAAGGUUCAGGAACCAAAAAGCUGCCUGAAUUAUUAUCAGGAAGAGAAUUUAGAUAAACAAGUGACACAGAGUACAAUAGAUAAUAAUAGACUUGAUGCCCAGAAUAAAAACAAUGAACAAAUGUAUUUAUAUGAACAUGGCGAAGAGAAUGAUCUUCAUUUUUCUUCUGAACAUGAUGACCAUGGUGAAAGAAUGCAUUUAAUAGCUAGAUUUCCAAGAAGUCAUGGCCAAUAUUUUGAAUCAAAUCAAACUAAUAACUCUGAAAAAGAAAGAUUUCAAGAUAUUAUCUCCCCUUAUUCAAAUUCUGAAACAUUAACCAAAUCUGAAAAACCUAGUAGUAGUAAUGCCUGCAACAUAGGUAAAGACAAUCAUAUGAUUAAGAUUGAGAAGGAAGAUUGGAAUGGACCAGAAAAGUCUAGCAUUAUUAAUAAGAAAAGUAAUUUAGAGACAAUCAUUAAUAGGUUUACCAGUGAAAAUAAUGCUAUAAUUAGGGAUACUUUGGAUACAGACGAAGAACACAUGGAUCAGGGACAGCAUUUUGAAUCUGAUAAUGAAAUGUACUUUGUUGAGAAUGACAAUCAGGAAUCAAACAUGAUUUACUAUGAAGAUGAGUCUGAAAGUGACAGUAGUAGGACUGCCAAAUAUGGUAAUCCUGUUUGUAUAGACCUCAGUGAAACUGAUCCAGAUCUUGUUGAAGUUCAGUCAGAAAUAGAAUCUCGUUUAAAAGAAGAAAUGAACAGGACACAUGCAAAAUUCAAAAUAUAUGACAAUGUGCAGACAUCAUUUGAGACAAACAUAACCAAUUCCACCCCCUGUACCUCUCAGCAGACAAAACCUACUUUUAAACUAGAAAACGUAAACAGAACAAACACAAAAUCUCUCUCUCAAAUAAAACAAUCCUUAAAAGGUUCUUUUGCGAAAUCGAGAUAUCGACAACUUGGAAACAAGCCAAUGCCAGUGUUGUCAUUUGAACAAAAGAAAGUGUACUGUAAAUUCUGUGGAUUAGGGUUUACAAAUUCUGGAAAUAAAAAUCGCCAUGAGCGGUCAACCUGUGGUGCUGUAAAGUACAAAUGUGAGUUUUGUGAUUCGUUGUUUAGUCGUUCUGAUAGUAGAGCAAGACACAUGCUUUAUUGCCACGGUCUUGCAAUCAAGGACAGAUUAUCAAAUAUUUCACCUAAGAAAUCGGGUGCGUUACCUAAGAAUAUUAAAUUAGGACUAUCUACUGCUUUAGUGACAGAAAGUCUGCCAAAUUUUAAGAAUUUUUCAGAUCCUGAAAUUCACUUCAAAUCAAAAGAUAUUCAGAACUCUGAUUCCCUUUUAGUGGUAGAAUAA